This is a messenger RNA of Paramecium pentaurelia, 258 nucleotides long. Lineage: Eukaryota; Ciliophora; Oligohymenophorea; Peniculida; Parameciidae. The record is from the annotation of a GenBank genome assembly.
AUGAAAAAAAAAUAUAGAAAUAAUUUAAAUCCUUCAUAAUCUCAUGAAGAAUUACGUAAUUAAAUGGCUGCUGAUGGAUAAAAAAGACUUUAAUAAUAAUUAAAAUAAAUUGAAGAAGAACCUAAAUAAUAAUAAUAAUAAGGAGGAGGAUAAUUUUUAAAUAAAAUAAGGAAAGAAAUCUAUAAUUAAAAUGAUUAAAAUGCCUAUCAAGAUAGAAUCAAAAGAAAUAGACAUUUCUAAGAAAGAUUUAAUGAAUGA